AUGGCGGCUGCAGCGUCGGACGGGAAUGAGAGCUACCAUGGAAGUUCAACAGAGAGUACUGAAGAGAUUCGACAUCAACCCGUGACUGUAAACAAAUCAACGUCAGUCUUUCUAGCAGGGAUGCAAUGGCUGUUCCUCUCCACGGUACGCAUUCUUCUAUUCAGCCUCUCCCUCGUGUCUUUGGUGUUUGCCAAGCUGAGUUUCACUGCUAUGGCCAGAAAGCUCAUCAAUGGUCCAGUGAAUGGAAGUACUAACGAGACAAACGAUGCCUAUGAGAUAUCACAAACGAGCACAACUGGCAGUUUCUGGCGACUAGUUUUUGUAUUGGUCAUACCCAACAUUUUCUCCCUGAUUCGUUGCAUGUGGUGCGGCCUUAUCAGUCGAACAAACAGAGAAUUUCCAUGGCCCGUCAAGAGAUCUGUAAUCUUGGGACUUUUCACAUCUUUGGCUGAGAGCAUAGCUCUGUGUCUCUUCUCGUUUGUUGUCGCCGUUCGAAUGCCUAAACCGGCGCUGACCAUAAUAGUUAUGGGUGGAGUAUUCAGCGGAACUAUUAUUCACCAAUUGUGGCUGAGAUAUAAAUCAAAUCGUAACCAAGAAUCUCAAAGUGUUCAAGGAAGAAGGCAUUGUUGUCAACAAAGUAUACUAGUUCAGUCACUGUGGAAGAAAAUUAAGACAAAAAUAAAAAAAUUCAUUGAGCACCCAACUUUCUGCACUGCCGCUACUUGGACAGCCCUGCUGUUUCAAGUUGUAGGAAUAGGCAUUCUGUUUAUCAUUAUUAAACAAGUGAACGAUUGGCAAGCUCUGGCGAGUUCACUCGUCGUGUCUCUAGUUUUGCUGUCGUUGGUGUGGUCUCCCUACGUUCAAAAGAACCUGAUCGUUUCGAUCGAUAACCAGAAAACAGCUCGCUGGAAAAACGGAAUUCUGACUAAUUUUUGGAGAAUGUUGUUGAUACCAAUUGUAGCCGUUGUCAUGACGUCUACAGGGAUAGUAGGAAAUAUCGAUCUAGAAUCCGGUUUCAGUGCGGCGUGGAAGUUGUCAGAAGACACGCCAUUUUUAGUAAACAUUUUUACGACUCUGGGAGCUUACUUGACUACAUGGCUCGCUUGCACGGUAAAUAUGGAUUUUGUUGGAUUUGUUCUUCCACUCUUGCUGACGACGCCUGCCGCUGUCACCAUUUCCCUUGGCAUUUGUGACUCUAACAAUGAUUUUUCAAACUACCUAGUGUGUGAACACCCUGCCUCUAGAGAAAACGAUUACGUUUAUGUCGUUUAUUCUAUUUCCAUGCUGUUAUUGUGGAUUUCACAAAUAAUCGGCUGUGUUUUCUAUGUUGCACGCACGAAGCUCAUUCCCCUCAUCAAGGAGCAAGACUUGUUCAUUCAGUCGUACUAUAACUGUCCUUUCACUGACCAAAGCUUAAUGCUCAACCGAAAAAUAGAAGUCGACGAACGAAAAGUUAGAAAUCCCGUUCGAGAAGCCCUCGAAAGUCACGUGUUCAUUUGCACUACAAUGUACCGAGAAACGUUCGAAGAACAGGAAGCUUUACUUAGAUCAAUACAGCAAGUAGAUGAAGUGGAAGGUCGUCGACGUACUCGUCACUUUGAAUCUCAUAUAUUUUUUGACGGAGGCGCCACACGUACGCAUACGACAUACUUUGCAAACCAGUUGUUUAGUCUCUGUGAAAAUGUGCUUGGAAUUGAGCUAGGGAACGGAAAGAAAUGGGAAACGCCGUACGGAUUGCAAUUUUGCUGGACACUGAAAAAUGGCAUGCCGUUCUGCGUUCAUCUCAAAGAUCCCGCGAAAGUGAAGAAAAAGAAACGAUGGAGUCAGGUGAUGUACAUGUCCUACGUACUGAAACAUUGUCGACCUAACAAAGAAGACGACGACAAUACGUUUAUUCUUAUCACGGACGCCGACAUGGUUUUUGAUCGAGAAGCGAUCGAGAUUCUGAUUAAUCUACUUGCUCGAGACAAGCUAGUAGGCGGUGCUUGUGGUCGUGUGCACCCUAAUGGCAAUGGACCAAUAGUUUGGUAUCAAGCCUUCGACUAUGCUAUCGGAUUUUGGUUCAAAAAGGCAGCAGAGCACGUCCUCGGCUCGGUGAUGUGUUGUCCAGGAUGCUUUAGUGUUUUCAGAGCAAGCGCACUGAGAAAGGUCCUGCCCACGUUUUGCUCAGAGGUCGAGAAAGCUAAGGACUGUCUUAUCAAAGACAUGGGGGAGGAUCGGUGGUUGUGCAUGCUGAUGAUUCGAAAAGGCUGGAGACUGGAGUAUGCUGCUUUAGCCGACUGCUCCACUUUCUGUCCUGAAGAAUUUGAAGAACUCUUCAAACAACGUCGAAGGUGGACGCCGUCGACGCUAGCAAACUUAACCGAGCUUUGCAGUAGCGCAAAGGAAAUCGUUGUGAACAACGACGCCGUUUCCAUUUGUUACAUUAUUUACCAAGCGGCCAUUAUUGUCUCUACUCUCGUCGCACCAGGAACGGUUAUUCUCUUUAUGGCAGCUGGUAUUGCUUACGCAAUGAACAAUUUAGACGAAAACUCUUUGUCUACCUUCCUCGCCUUUCUCAUCGUAUUCAUACUAAUUUCAUUGGCGUUCGGAGCUAUCUGUUUCUUGUGCAAUAACGAAACCCAGCUGAUGGUUGCUAAGGUACUCAGUCUAGUAUUUGUCGUGAUCAUGUCGACUGUAACGAUCGGUGUAGCAGUUCAGAUUGUGCACGGCAUUGCCACUGCAUAUGGCCCUACUCCUACGCCGCCGUCGAAUCAAACAAUUUUGAAUUUGCAGGAACGCGACAGUCGCAGCGUUUUCGACAGAGUGGCGAUUAGUACAUUGUAUUUAGCUGGUCUAGCUAGCUUGUACGUUUCAGCGGCAGUCUUUCAUCCGCGAGAGUUUACAUGCUUGUUUUAUGGUGUCUGGUAUCUUUUCUGUCUUCCUUCUGGUUAUCUCUUUCUCAUGAUCUAUUCCAUAUGCAAUCUCCACGACGUCUCGUGGGGAACUCGUGAGGCAGCAAAUCAGAAGAACAAGGAAAAGACGUUGUGGAAUCUGUUGAGGUCAUUUGUAUACAAGGUGAGGGACAUUUGGGGUUGCUGCAAGUGCUGCUAUUACUGGCCGUCUACGACCGAUGAAACUUGCGGGAAGAAAAACAAACAAGAAAACCUUGACGGCCAAGAUGUUCAUACCAAUGGCCAUAUCUCAGAAACGAAUAAAGUAACUAUGAAAAAGUCACCACGUGCACAAGCUUCCACAAUGAAGCAACCAGACGAUCUAGAUAUCUACGAGGAAGAACAACCUCAUUCGAUUCGAUUUUUUCUUCAAAACUCAGGCCUACGAGGUGAAUCUUGGGUGAAACGUUUUACUGAAGCUGGCUAUGACGACGAUACUUUCUUCAUAAAGCCAGUAACCAAGAAGGAACUCUCUGAGAUUGGAGUCACUCAUUCGGGUCACGUUAAUGCAAUAUUGCGAGAAAUUGAUUCUUUACCACAAUUUAGUUUGCCACCUCGAGUCCCGGAAAAUGUUCGAGACUGGCUACAAGGUCUCAAUCUGGAGAAUUAUUUUGAAUUGUUUAGCGAGGCUGGAUAUGAUAGCGAUAAUGGCAUUGCGAGUCUGGUUGCUCUGAUUGAUGAGGAUGACGACAAAUGUUGCGAGAAGUCUCUGCAGGAGAUUGGAAUAAAGAAACCAGGCCACUUGAAAAAACUGGAAAUGGGGAUUAAAGCGAUUGCGUACCCCAGUGCUAAAGACAGAGGUAUAACAAAAGCAAAACUUGCAAUUGAUAAAAUGACGAUUGUUCAGCAGUGCGACGUAUCUAUUGAAGAAUGGCAAUUUUGGGCAAGCCUGAUUGAGAAAUAUCUUAAGCCAGACUCGCAACACUACAGCAAGAUGACAGGGAAGACUCUCAUUGAACAACUAACCCAGUUGCGAAACAACAUUGUAGUUGGGUUCCUUGUCAUCAACACAAUGUGGAUCAUUGUUAUCACAUUGCUGGGCUACCAUGCCAGACUUACCGUUUUGCGAACGAACGCACUCGGACUUGCGUUCCUCAUCGUGUACGGCUUCAUUUUCUGCAUCCAAUUUCUUUCUCUUAUAUGGCACCGUCUGAUCACCAUUAUUCAACUAGUGGCUCGAGGAGUCGAUAGUGGUACUCAGAAAAGCGUUUGUACAGAAGACAACGUUAGUGGUCAAGUGAUCAGAAGUGAGGACAUCGAGGCGUCGGUCAACUGUCAUGAUGGAGACUUAGUUGAUGGCGGAAUAUGCAACACAAGCAAGAGGGUAAGGGAGAGGCAAGACAAUAGGAAGUCGUCUGAAAGGCAACCGUUACUGAGUGCAUCCAACUGCAGCCAUCCUAAAUCAGAACACAGUUGAAUAAACGAGUAAUAGUAUUUGGAAGAUAGAAGCUGCGGUCUGGAAUCGAACCAACAAAAUAUUUGGCAAUUUUGUGAACGAGGAGUUAGUUUCAUUGGUUUUAUUGGUUUGUUUUUAAUUUAGGCUUGUUUUAUACAGUCUGUGUGUUUAUCUUUUUAUUGAGCACUAAAUACAUAACAUUCCAUUUUUCUAAUGCAUAUAAUAUAUUAUUUGAU
Corticium candelabrum is the source of this 4565-nucleotide messenger RNA. RefSeq lists its product as uncharacterized. Bases 1 to 4350 code for a protein of 1449 amino acids. The record is from RefSeq and is a predicted model, not a curated record. Lineage: Eukaryota; Metazoa; Porifera; Homoscleromorpha; Homosclerophorida; Plakinidae. The transcript is spliced from 8 exons. Gene Ontology annotation, molecular function: protein binding; chitin synthase activity. Gene Ontology annotation, cellular component: cell septum; cell periphery.